UCACUCCAUUUGGCCAGUCACGGGGCCAAAACCAGUGACAUUUUGGAGCCACAUGUGGCGGUGGAGGCAGCAGCAAUGGGAGGCCAUACAGCAACCUAUGACAAAAUGGAAACCAGCAGGAGCGUGAGGAGACCUGAAAGUGGCACAUGGCAGAGUGGGAGCAAUGGGAGGCGGUACAGGGACCCAGGUCACACUGUGGGCCCAGCAGCAGCGUGACCAGGCGGUACGGGGCCCAUGGCCGAUAUGGGGCUUGGUGGCACCAAUAUGAAGGCCUGUAAUCUGCCAGCAACCUAUGACAAAAUGGACAACCGCAGGAGUGUGAGGAGAUUUCAAAGUGGCACAUGGCAGAGUGGAAGCAAUGGGAGGCCGUACAGGGACCCAGGUCACACUGUGGGACCAGCAU
This is a messenger RNA of Staurois parvus, 403 nucleotides long. The record is from the annotation of a GenBank genome assembly. NCBI's taxonomy places the organism in Eukaryota, Metazoa, Chordata, Amphibia, Anura, Ranidae.